Striga asiatica is the source of this 495-nucleotide messenger RNA. NCBI's taxonomy places the organism in Eukaryota, Viridiplantae, Streptophyta, Magnoliopsida, Lamiales, Orobanchaceae. The record is from the annotation of a GenBank genome assembly.
AUGUCAGAGAAAAAGGAGACGGACGAUCACUGUGACAGAGGUAGGAGGAGAAGGGACCGUACUCUUUUCCUUUAUUUUAAAUUCGCUACUUUGCAAGCCCUAGGGCUCCUUCAGAGCAACUCGUCGUUGGCGCCGGCGCCAGCGCUUUCCAGAAGAGUAUUGGCGUUCUGGAUAAUGAAUUCGCCUGGGGGAGGAGCGAUUCCCGGGCCUUCCCAAACGGCGAGAAAGCCGACGGCGUUUCGUCUUCACCUCAUCCGAAAUGAAUCAAGCAUCGAGUGCAUAUCAACCAUUGAUGGGGUGGAUGAAGAUGAGAUCUCUAGCGUCCACCCAUUUUCUCUGGUCAACAGCUUAACAAAUGCCAGUGUGAGGACAAUGUGGGAAUAUGAUGUACAUCCGCAUUACGUCAUGAGGCGCUAUGCUGAAUUUACAGCUUCGCUAAUUCAACUUAAUGCUGAUUAUGGAAAUGGUAUGUUCUUGUACUCUAGUAGCAUCUGA